Zychaea mexicana is the source of this 489-nucleotide messenger RNA. RefSeq lists its product as uncharacterized. Lineage: Eukaryota; Fungi; Mucoromycota; Mucoromycetes; Mucorales; Lichtheimiaceae. Gene Ontology annotation, biological process: amino acid transport; transmembrane transport. The record is from RefSeq and is a predicted model, not a curated record. Gene Ontology annotation, molecular function: amino acid transmembrane transporter activity. The transcript is spliced from 3 exons. Bases 1 to 489 code for a protein of 162 amino acids. Gene Ontology annotation, cellular component: membrane.
AUGGCAUUGAUGAUUCCUGUUUCAGGCUCGGCUUACACUUACACUUAUGUGACCCUUGGUGAGUUUAGCGCACGUUUCACGACACCGCCCAGCGGUUGGACUGAGAAUUCAGCAAGCAUAUCGUACGCAAAAGGGCAUUACUUUAAGAUUCCUGAUCUCGUCAUUAUAUUGCUGCUUACGUUCAUUCUGGUAAUUGGCCCUCGUCAAUUCAGUCAUUUUCGUUAUCAAGAUUGUUGUGGUUUUGCUAAUCGUCUUGCGUUGUGGGCCUUCACAUACGCUAAGAGCUAUGAGGCAUACAUUCCACCCGACACCACCGGCUACGGGCGCAAAUUUGGCGUGCCUGGCAUAUUUGCAGCAGCAUCCAUUGUGUUUUUCAACUACUUAGGCUUCGAUGCAGUGACUACAGCCGCGAUAGAAUCCGAGAACCCACGACACGAUCUCCCUAUUGUUAUUCCUGGCAGCCUGGUGUACUUUGCGUAUGGCAUUUAA